AUGGAGGAUAUCAUUGGCAAAGAAGUAAGAUCUGGAGCGAAUACAGUAGAAGUACAGUCUGUCUUGCAAUCAGGGGCUGAGUUCUAUGGUAUAUAUUUUGGGGCUCACUGGGCACCUCCUUGCAGACUAUUCACUCCAGCUUUGGCAGAGUUUUACAAUAAAGUCAAUAAUAAUUGUGAGUCUGAGAGUAGAAGAGUUGAGAUAGUCUUUUGCUCGAUAGACGGCAACAAUGAUGCUUUCGAAAGAAACUAUAGAGAGAUGCCUUUCAAGGCUAUCCCAUACACAGAAGAGCAGAGAAUAUAGAAUUUAAAGCAAAAAUAUAGUAUUAAUGGUAUUCCAACUCUGGUGAUUUUGGAAAGGAAUGGGGAAGUUGUGAGUUAUGAAGGAAGAACAGAUAUACAAAAUCAUCAAGAAGGAGCUUUCGAAGUCUGGUAAAAGAAAGCUCAAUCCAUGAAUUGA
Messenger RNA from Stylonychia lemnae, 459 nucleotides. NCBI's taxonomy places the organism in Eukaryota, Ciliophora, Spirotrichea, Sporadotrichida, Oxytrichidae. The record is from the annotation of a GenBank genome assembly.